UGAAACAUGUAACAGUGAAUGUAGAGAACGGCUCGUCUUUGAAUCUCAGCAGUCUCCUCUUAACCGCAGACAUGACUGCUUCUCUGGGCUGGCUCUCAGCUCUGGUCGCGGGUUUUUUCUCCGCUCAUGUGUUACAGAAACUCUGUUUUCCAUACUUUUGGAGGGACUUUGUCUUUCUACUGACUGUGAUCAGGUACGGCAUGAAGCUGGAGCUGUUCAAGCUGACAUCCAGAGUGUGUACAGUGCUGGACAGGUUCAUCCAGCAGGCGCAGCGCAUACCCGACAAGCCAUUUGUUAUCUACGAUGGAAACAUCCACACCUACAGAGACAUCGAGCAGCGCAGCAACAGACUAGCAAAUAUUUUCCUCGACAGAGUCAAACUGAAGAAAGGAGACUGCGUCGCCUUGCUUAUGAACAACGAGCCCGACUUCUUGUGCGUUUGGUUUGGGUUGGCAAAGGUCGGCUGCUCGGUUGCUUUCCUCAACACAAACAUCAAGUCCAGGUCUCUGCUGCACUGCUUCAACUGCUGCGGAGCCAAAGCUCUCAUAGUCGGCGCAGAUCUAAUCGAGUGUCUGGAUGGCAUCCUACCCAGCCUGCUGGAGGACAACAUUCAGGUGUGGGCCAUGAAGAGCCAGAGUGAGCACACACAGGUGAACACUCUGUUGGAUAAGAUAGAUGCUGCCUCUGAUCAACCUGUACCAGCAGCGUUACGUGCCACCACCUCCCUCAAAGCCCCCACCCUCUACAUCUUCACCUCUGGAACAACUGGGCUCCCUAAGGCUGCAGUGAUAACUCACCUCCAAAGCUUGAAGGCAGCAGGAGGAUUCUGGGCAUUUGGGGCGACUGCAGAUGAUGUGAUAUACAUCCCUCUGCCACUCUACCACAGUGCAGCUUCACUGAUCGGCAUCGGAGGAACCAUCGAGCUGGGUGCAACCUGCGUCCUGAAGAAGAAGUUCUCAGCUUCACAAUUCUGGAAUGACUGUCGAAAACAUCAUGUGACUAUUUUCCAAUAUAUUGGUGAACUCUGCAGAUACCUCUGUAACCAGCCUAAGACAGACAUGGAUAAGGUUCACAAGGUGCGGAUGGGAGUGGGGAACGGGCUUCGGCAGGAUGUUUGGCGGGAGUUCCAGAGUCACUAUGGAGACGUUAAAAUGUGCGAAGUGUACGGCUCCACUGAGGGAAACCUGUGUUUCAUGAACCACAUCGGCAAGAUUGGUACUGUGGGUCGCUCCAACUUCUUCUACAGGCUCCUGUUCAAGUAUGAUCUGGUGAAGUAUGACAUGAUUAAAGAUGUACCAGUGAAAAAUCAGUAUGGAUUCUGUCAGCGAGUGAAAAAGGGUGAGACAGGACUUUUACUGUCUAAGGUCAGUGCCCUCAGCCCUUUCUUUGGCUAUGCUGGAAGCAAACAGCUGACUGAGAACAAGCUGAUGAGGAACGUAUUUGUGAAGGGAGACGCCUACUUUAACACAGGUGACCUCAUGGCUGAAGACCAUGAGGGCUUCAUCUCCUUCAGAGACAGAGUAGGAGACACCUUCAGGUGGAAGGGUGAAAACGUAGCAACAACAGAGGUGGCAGAAACUCUUGGACUGGUGGAUUUUAUCCAAGAAGUCAACGUGUAUGGAGUAGAAAUACCAGGACAUGAGGGCAGAGCAGGAAUGGCUGCCAUGAUUGUAAGACCAGGCCUGACAUUUGAUGGGAACAAACUGUUUGAGCAUGUGGUGAGAGAUCUACCAGUAUACGCUCGAGCCCACUUCAUAAGGCUUCAGGAGGUCAUGGAAAUGACGAGCACCUUCAAGCAGCAAAAGUUCCAGCUGGUGCAGAGCGGCUUCAACCCCUCAACAAUCUCUGAUCCUCUGUAUGUACUGGACCACCUGCAGAAGAGCUACAUUCCUCUAACAGACAGUAUCUACCAGAACAUCCUCUCUGGAGAACGCAAGCUAUAGAACUCACAAGUAUGGGGUGAUGACACAGCUCCAAACAAUGCACAAAGAGGGAUCCGAUUCAGUAGCUCUGCUUCUUGCAGUAUUUUAUAUUUAAUGGAAACAUUUGUGCCUACAAUCAAGUUGAGUGAUUUACUGAGAUCUGAAUGAAAAGCUGUUAUCUAAUUAGUGAAUAAGCUGAAUGAGCUUCACUACAGAUAUGUGAGCAGUAAUGUCCCUAACGUACAGUUAUUUUUGUUCAAUAAAUAAUAUGAACCUGAAUGCAUCACAGUGAAACAACUAUACCUUAAAAAAAACCUGAAAACACACCAAGUACCUCAAACUGAAGAUAUUUCUUAUUCAUUUACACAUUAAUAAGAAAAUAUUUGACAAAUCUGUUAGUUAUCAGUUUUGAAAGUGUUAGUAAGGUUAAGAAGUCUGAAAUAUGUUCAGCAGUAAAUGAAGGAUAUUUGAAGGAACUCUUAUUCAGUUUAUUAAUGAACUGUAUUGUAUUUACUAGUAUUUCAUGUAUUUUUGCAUGGAUUAAGAGGUUUAUAAUAGGUAAAAGACCUUUAAGAUACAAAAAAACUAAAACAUAAUGGUAGCCUUUAAUUUGAACCUUGAAGAAGCCUUCAUUUUUCAAUUAAGGUGUACAAUUUGUGGUUAAUUAAUUGACACAUUGAUGAAUUAACUGUAAUAUAUUAAACUGAUGUCUGUUUAGAGGAAAAUAAAACCACACAACAUGAAGGCUAUUCAUUAACUUAUAGCUUAAAAGGAACUUAACUUUACAUUUAAGGUGGAAAUUCAGGUGUUGAAAGAAAUGAAUGGAUUAUAUGAAGGGAGUUCAUUGGAUUAUCUCUAUGGUUUAAAAUAAACCAAACAUCAUUCAAGUCAUCCCUGUAAAGUCACUUUAAAGCCAUUAAACUAUACAGACAUAAAUAAUUCAUUAAAAUGACCACAAUAUAUGAUCAUCCAUUAAAUAAAUUAUUUCCUUUUAAAUCCCGUAUAAAAUGCCAUAUUUACUGCAGCAGUUAAAGGUCAAUAAAAAAGAAUUUAGAGUAAAAAUUGAACCGAUUCUAUUUAUAUAAAUGGUUCACAGAUAUGGUUUUGAAAAUUUGCUGACACGUCAAAUGACUUAAUUCUGUUAACAAAUGUAUCCACAAAUAUUUCAUUUUCAAUGAUUUUAUUUUAACCAGUCAGAUUUAAAUACAUCAUUUUGACCAAAUGAUGACCAAUCACAGCACACAUGCUAUGUGUUUGUUCAAUUCAUAUUGUUUAUUUUUGAAACAAAUAGAACUCUGUUUGUCUUGACUGAUUUGGAAAGAAAGAUUUGAAUGUAGAAGUCCAAAAGUGCCCAGAUGUUUAGCCAUAUCAAAGAUUUUCCCACUUGUGUUUUUUUUUUAAUGCUGUGAAAGUUCUGAUGAUUGAUAUGAUUUAUUUAUCAAUUUAAAACAAAUUCUUUGCUUUUGUUUACCUACAUUUGAAUGUUUGCUGGUAAUGUACUGACAGACAUGAAUACUGGCUCAAACCAGUCCAUUAACAUGAGAGGUGUUAGAUGCAGGAUGAGGGGAGUGACUUCAUAGUGUCUGCAGUGUUCUGCUUUGAGAUAUCAACAGCUUAUUUCAGAAUAUUCCCACAUUUACAUUUACACAUAACUGAGAUGAGAGAUGUAAAUAUCAACUGUGACUGAGAUGUACAGUGUUAUUCAGAGGUCUGAGCUGUUAUACUGUUUACUGGUUGGAUGUAGAAUGUGAACAAGUUGUACAUUGUAAUAUUUAGAAGGUUCAAUUCACUCUGUUUGUGUUUGAGAUAUGAAGAUAAACUAUAUAUAAAACAUAAUGCAUACACAUGAAAA
Molecule: messenger RNA, 3774 nt
Organism: Scomber scombrus (Atlantic mackerel)
Lineage: Eukaryota; Metazoa; Chordata; Actinopteri; Scombriformes; Scombridae
Gene: slc27a6
Product: solute carrier family 27 member 6
Exons: 10
Coding region: 72-1943 (623 amino acids)
Molecular function (GO): long-chain fatty acid-CoA ligase activity; long-chain fatty acid transmembrane transporter activity
Source: RefSeq, a predicted model, not a curated record